GUAUAUCAGCUGGUCAGCACUUUACACAUACAGGAGGGAUAUCAAAUACAUUAUGUCUGCACCCAAAUCCAGAAUACGCAAGUUACUCGGAUUCUAUAGAUACCUCACAAUGGAUUUAUAAUAUUGAAUACAAGGUCAGUGCAUUCAGUCCUUUUGAACAGCCAUUACAUCACCAUGAUGCUCCUUGCGCAGUUUGUCUCCUGGAGACUCGCGGUACCAAAGUAAUGAUACCCGGUCGAAACAUUUGUCCAUCCGGCUGGACAAUGGAAUAUAAAGGAUACCUGCUAAGUGAGUCUUACGCGAGCAAAGGCCGUACCGCUGCAGUUUGCGUCGACGAAAAAGCAGAACCAUUGCCUGAAACCAGUGCUGACAGUGGUGGCAGUUUGUGGUAUUUGGUUCAGGGAACUAAGAACCCGUAUAUUAGCGGACAAGAGCUUACUUGUGUUGUCUGCACACGAUAA
Molecule: messenger RNA, 461 nt
Organism: Rhopilema esculentum
Lineage: Eukaryota; Metazoa; Cnidaria; Scyphozoa; Rhizostomeae; Rhizostomatidae
Source: RefSeq, a predicted model, not a curated record